AUGUCCAAAGUCGUCGUGCUCACUGGCGGUAACAAGGGUAUUGGCAAAGCGGUCGCUAUGCUCCUCCUGAAGACCACCAAGCAACCGCUAACAUUGUACCUUACUGCACGCCAACCAGGACUGGGCGCCGCUGCUAUCGACGACAUCAAUUCUUCGGGCCUUCCCUCGACGUCUGGCUCUCAUCUGGUCUUCCAUCAAUUGGACAUCACAGAUCAAUCCUCUGUCGACACGCUGGCCGCUGAUCUCAAAGCGAGCCAUGGUCAGAUCGACGUAUUGAUCAACAACGCCGGCAUCGCAACAAAGGGCUCUCGCUUCGAUUCCGAGGUGGUCAAGCAGACGCUCGAUUGCAACUACUUCGGCACUCAGCGCAUCUGUGAUGCACUUAUCCCACUGAUCAAGCCAGAAGGCGGACGCCUCGUCUGUGUUAGCUCCUCUGCAGGGCUGCUCUCGAGCCUACCUAGCGCCUCCCUUCGCCCACAGUUCUCCGACUCGCAUUUGACGCAUCAACAGCUCGACCAGUUGAUGAAUAAAUUUGCUGCGGAUGUGGUUUCUGGUACAUACCGGCACGAAGGAUGGCCCCAGAAUUCGUAUGCAGUCAGCAAGGUCGGAAUGACGGCUCUCACGAAAAUAUGUGCGAGGGAACAUCCUGGCAUGGUUAUCAACGCUUGCUGCCCUGGAUACGUCAAGACUGACAUGGCGCCGAAUGGCUUCCUUACCCCCGAGGGAGGUUCAUUUACCCCCACUUUGCUUGCGAUUGGUGACAUCGGUAACACGUCCGGCCUCUUCUGGAAGAAUUGCUAUUCAGUGACAUGGUGA
Molecule: messenger RNA, 816 nt
Organism: Dacryopinax primogenitus
Lineage: Eukaryota; Fungi; Basidiomycota; Dacrymycetes; Dacrymycetales; Dacrymycetaceae
Product: NADP-binding protein
Exons: 4
Coding region: 1-816 (271 amino acids)
Molecular function (GO): oxidoreductase activity
Source: RefSeq, a predicted model, not a curated record